Molecule: messenger RNA, 3083 nt
Organism: Cuscuta campestris
Lineage: Eukaryota; Viridiplantae; Streptophyta; Magnoliopsida; Solanales; Convolvulaceae
Source: the annotation of a GenBank genome assembly
CCAGAAGGACUCCUCCUUUUAGUCGGUCCACUGUUCAAAAAAAAAAAAAAAAGAGAGUGAAAGGAGGACCGAUCUUCCACAGAGGACCGCAUUUAUCAGCCGGUCAUACAGGAGGACCGAUUUCUUGCUCAGAGGCCGCUAUCUCCCGUUGGUCCGCCUUUUUCAUCAAGAAAAAGUUUCCAACUGUUACCAUGGGCAAAAAUCGGUCUAAGAGGAACAAAAUUGCUGCUAAGGCGCGAACCAACUUGGAAGGGAAAGAGAAGCUUUCAUCUGAGGAUCUCAGACACCAAAUAACUCUCUCCCAAUCCAGGCGUGAAACACAAGACAAAUCUUGUGAACGCAGUUUCCACUCUAAAGCCCCUAAGAGUUCUCAUCCAAAGGAUUCCCAUGCAGCAACAGAAAAAUUCGACACCAACUCCCCCAUAGUCCGAAAGUUAAUCGGAUGGCUCAACAAGGAAGGAGAGGCCCGGUCCCAAGGGACCGGGAGAGAAACCGGUCAAGGAGAGGAUGAGGAGGUGGAAAGUCAAGGGCGCAUAUCAGUACAUAAGAGGAUGCGCAAAAAUGCGUCCCAAAGGUUGGGACCCAGAACUGAGGAAUCUGGAGAAAAUUCUGGGGGGCACGGCAAUGAAGAUGCCGGAGACAUCCUCAAAUUGAGAAAAGAAAUGGAGGAACUAAAGAGGCAGGUUGACAAGGACGGGUCUUUCGGACCCACAGUAGAGAUAAUUUCUCCCUUUACUGCCAGAGUGAUGAAAGCUCAACUGCCCAGGGGUAUGAAAGCCCCUGAAAUCNGUUAUAAGGGAGUCACCGAUCCCAAUGAUCACUUGGCUGCGUACCAAACUCACAUGUUGAUGCACGCCGUGGAGGACGAGAUCCAAUGUCGCCUCUUCGUAGGAACCUUGGAAGGGCCGGCCGUAAAAUGGUUCCUCACUCUUCCUAAUGGGACCAUUGAUUGCUUCAAAGAUCUUGCUCAACUUUUCCUCAACGCCUAUGGAGGAAGGUUCCAGCCAAAAAAGCACUUCACCCAUCUUUUCUCCCUAAAGCAAAAGGAGGGAGAGACCAACAGUGAAUUGGUACAAAGAUGGAAUGAAGCAAUCAAUGAGGUGGAGCCUAUGGACGAUAAGACUUCCAUUGCUCUGUUCAUGAAUGUUCUCAGGUCGGGGGAAUUAUUCAGGAAGUUAGAUUAUGAUACCCCUACUUCUUACAAGGCUAUGAUGGCUAGGGUUAACAAGUUCUGCGCCACGGAAGAGUCGGAUCGCCUGAAAGGAAAGAGCGAGGGAGCCUGGCAAAAAGGCCCGGACAAAGAAAAGAAAGGAGAAAAGACCAAGGCGGCCACUCUCUCCAUCCCUACCCUCAAGUCACUGGCCGCACCAGUGGCAGAAAUAAAGAGCAAGGAGGAAGAAGGCCUGGACACUGAAGAAUGCCAUUUCCUCAAAAAGAUGGAAGGAGAGAUGAAGGACAAGGAACCGAAUGCCAAUCAGGAGCCGAACCAAGGAGAAACAGGAGUCACAAGCAAGGAGAGGAAGGAAUGGGCUCGCAAGCUGUAUGUGGGGUCCAUUGACAUAGGCCAAGCGGCCAAGAAAGGAAGGAGGGAGCCCAUUGUCUUCUCGGACGAAGACUUACCACUCAUUCUUAGUCCUCAUCGGACCCCCUGUGUCAAUGUGCUGUACUGGGAAGCCGCCCAGCAAUUGGGAAUCAGGAAGGGAGAUCUCACAAAGCUUAACAUGCCCUUGUCCGGCUUCACUGGAGAUAUAAUUGAACCGGAAGGGUCCAUUAAAUUGGACAUCAUCAUAGGCGAGCAUCCUAAGGUGAGGCAUAUGAGGAUGGAUUUUGUAGUGGUCGACAUCAAAUGCGCUCACAAUGCCAUCUUAGGGAGGCCUGGGCUAGAGGACUUGGGAGGUGCACUAUCCCUUGAGCACCUGUGCCUCAAGUUUAGGACUCCCGAAGGUGUUGGGAGGGUCCUUGGUGAUCAGCCCGCGGCCAAGAAGGCCUAUCUAAGCGCCUAUGGAUCCUGCACUAAGGACGGAUCAGGAGGAGGAGCGGUCCUCACCUCCCCUGAAGGCUUCAAGGCUUAUCAUUCCUUUAGGUUCACAUUUCGGGCCACCAACAACGAAGCAGAAUAUGAGGCCCUCAUUGGAGGAAUCCAGAUUGCCCUAUUCAUGAAGAUAAAGCACAUCCGCCUUAAAUCCGAUUCAAAAUUAGCCAUCGGGCAGCUAAAAGGAGAGAUGGAGGCCAAGGAGGGGAGGUUGAAAAGAUACAGGGACUGCGCCAGGACUCUACUUGGACAAUUUGAGUCCUAUGAACUCGUAUAUGUUCCAAGGGAGGAGAAUGAAGAAGCGGAUAUGCUUGCCAAAUUAUGCAGGACCAUUCCCGUCCACAUGGAGGGUAUGGUAAGGCAGCACGAGAGGAUCUGUCCUGUUUGGGAAGAGGCGGUCCCUGUCCUUGAGAUAUCCGGUCCAGGAGAGACUCCCUUUGCCUUGGCUUAUGGUUUUGAGGCAAAGGUACCUACCGAGGUCUUGGUCCCUACCACGAGGGUGGAAGCAUACACUCCAAGCCUCAAUGAGCAAUUGAUGGAAGUAGACUCCCAUUUCACCCAAGAAAGGAGGGACGACGCGGCAAUGAAGGCGGAAGAGUACCAGCGGCAAUCCAAGAGGUACCACGACAAAAAAGCUGUAGUUCGGACGUUUGAAGUCGGAGAUUGGGUCCUACGUAAAAGGGAGAAAAGUCAGCCCACUAAAGGAGGAAAAUUAGCCCAGAAUUGGGAAGGACCGUAUCGUGUGGAGAAAGUGGUGCGUACAGGCACCUAUCAGUUGGCUACAUCGGAAGGGAAGGCAUUGGACAAUUAUUGGAAUGUGGAGCAUCUCAAAAGAUUCUACCAGUAAAAGCUACAUGUUCAAGGUUCCGUCCUCCCAUAAUUUUUCAAGCCUCGCUUUUAAAGUUUUCUUUUUUCCUUUUGUUCAAAGAGAAUGGAUUGUAUUGUGCUUAAUAUGAAGAAGAAAUUUUCCAUUCAUCAUCAAUUGUUUCGGUCCAUGAGAUGUAAAAAAAAAAAUAUGAGGACCGUUCCUAAACAAACUAGGACCGAUCCU